GAUACUUUAAGAUAUUAUUAAUUUCGUUUAUCGUAAGAUCCUGUCUAACCCACCCUAAUCCGAGCUCAAAUAAAGUUGAGGAAGUAUUCAGUUUGUCAACAAGAUCAGAUUCGGCGCCAGGAGCUGCAUAACCUGAUUGAACAUUUGUCAGAGAGUUUAUCGGAGUUGUCAAAGUCAAUAUCGCACCACUUGAAGCCCCGCUGACCAGGAAUGAGAAUCUAUCGGAAGGGUUAGAUCAAGUCCUAGAGCUAAGUAAAAGGGGAAUUCGUACCCGCAAAGCGCUAAUGUAGUGAAAUAUUUCCUCCUAUAUUAUAAUUUAUCAGAAAAUACUCAUUGAAAGCAAAAAUUUUGCAACAUACGGUUUUGACCAUUUGUAAGGGUUCUCGUGCUCUUCUAAAGUUACCCAGAUAACGUCGCCAUCUUCUUUAGGCAUGAGUUGAUGAUCGUGGUAUCUUUGAACCGACCUGUAUGAUUAUAAAACUAGAAUGACUCAUUUACCCGAGUUAAGUAGUCAAGAGGCUUAAUUUGUAACAAUAGCCGAUCUAUUAAAGAUCAAAGUGCAAAUAUUUCAAUUUUCCUAAACAGAGUUGGAAUAUUUUAAACUAUCACUGAUUAUCUAAUCGGAUUACCUUAACGAUCAUUUCGCGCUUUUUUAGACAGUCAAUUAUGGAUAGUGGGAGGAGUACUAAUAGUCCUGCAUUUAGUAGAAGCAGUACUAUUAAUGGUUUACAAGAAACCGAGGAAAAAGACCAGUUCAAAUGGCUUGAAAUUGACGACGCAGACGACCCACAGCGUUGGCCACAGUCUCGGAAAUUAAAAGUCAUGAUGGCCACUAUAGGAUUUUGUAUUUUAGUUUCAGGUGCUUCGUCUUCAUUCGCCGUUGGUUUGAAUUCUAUGGUCUCGGAUUUAGGCACCACAGAACAACUGGGUACUACAGCCUUGGCGACUUUCGUCGUAGGUUUUGCAGUUGCGCCCAUCUUCUUUGCUGGAGCAUCUGAAGAACUCGGUCGGAAUUGGAUGUACGGAAUAACAUUCGUGAUUUACACUGUUAUGUUCCUCCCCAUCGGACUAUGUAGCAGCAUCAACGGUAUCAUUAUAUCUAGACUUAUACAGGGCUUGGCUGCCUCGUCUGGUUCUACUAUGGUUGCUGGAACCAUCUCGGAUUUAUAUGCAAGUCAUGAGAGAGGUAUCUACAUGUCGAUGUUCGCUUUAUCGACUAUGUUCAGUACAGGUGUGACGCCAAUGGUCUACUCUUUUGUACCUAUGCGUACAUCUCUGACUAUUGCGGGAAGCAAUGGCCAGGGUGGCUGGAGAUGGGUUCAAUUAAUUCAAUGUCUAGUCACAGCCGCGUGGGGCAUUGUAAUGAUAUUCUUCGUAAAAGAGACACGCUUAAAUGUUAUUAUGAAGAAGAAAGCACGUAAGAUACGCAAAUUGACCGGCGAUCAAACCAUACGUGCGCAUGCAGAAGUUUAUAAGCCGACCAAGAAGGAGCUUUUACAUGAUAGUUUACUCAGACCACUCACUUAUUUAGUUCAAGAACCUAUUGUCAUAGGUUUCUCAGCCUUUAUCGGUUAUGCUUGGGCAAUCUUCUAUUCCUUCAUCGCAUCUAUUACGCACGUCUUCCUGACGCUCUACAGCGACAAUUAUGGCAUGAAUCAGGGUACUGUUGGAUUUGUCUAUGCUUCUAUUGCUGUCGGUAGCAUCUUUGGCUUCCUCUUCAACUAUUUCUUCCAGGAGAAAUUCUUCUUCGAGAAAUUUAAAUACAAUCGCCCUGUUGAGUGUAGGCUCGGUGGAGCUAUGGCGUCUGGUUUGAUCUUCCCAAUUGGUGCAUUUAUAUACGCAUUCACAUUGUACUCACACGUUCAUUGGAUUGGACCUUGUAUAGGUCUCACUAUCAUUCUCAUGGGAAUGUUCAGUAUAUAUCUGUCAUCAAUGUCGUAUCUAGCGGACUGUUAUCAGGCGAAUGCUUCAAGUGCGUUAGCUGCUAUAGCUUUGGUACGUAAUCUCACUGGUGCUAUCGUUAUCCUCGUCAUCAAACAGUGGUACGACGGAAUGGGUUUUGUCUAUGCAGGUCUACUUAUCAGCUUGCUAGCUGUAUUAUUCGCUAGCGUACCAAUCGUACUCUUCUUCUUUGGAAAGCGCCUCAGGUUGCGGUCUAAAUUCGCGCAGGAAAUCGCCAGACGCCAGGAGGAGGAACGUCUAGUUUUGAAGAAUAAGGAAUUAGAUGGGCCCAACCUUGAAAUAGAUCGAAGAACGUCCUUACAAAAUGUCUAGCGCAUAUUAGAAUCUAUUUUUUAGUUGCACAGCAACACAAGGGGACAAUUUUUCUGCAUAUUUACUAUCACUCUCAUAUCUCAUUUUUGCGGGAAGCAUAAUUUUUCAGGUAUUUCGCACUAAUUUUACAUUGUAGUACACACCUUUAA
Wallemia mellicola CBS 633.66 is the source of this 2423-nucleotide messenger RNA. RefSeq names its product MFS general substrate transporter. Gene Ontology annotation, biological process: transmembrane transport. Gene Ontology annotation, molecular function: transmembrane transporter activity. The record is from RefSeq and is a predicted model, not a curated record. NCBI's taxonomy places the organism in Eukaryota, Fungi, Basidiomycota, Wallemiomycetes, Wallemiales, Wallemiaceae. The transcript has 3 exons. Bases 667 to 2274 code for a protein of 535 amino acids.